Messenger RNA from Olea europaea var. sylvestris, 946 nucleotides. RefSeq names its product isoprene synthase, chloroplastic-like. Bases 166 to 660 code for a protein of 164 amino acids. The record is from RefSeq and is a predicted model, not a curated record. Lineage: Eukaryota; Viridiplantae; Streptophyta; Magnoliopsida; Lamiales; Oleaceae. The transcript has 2 exons. Gene Ontology annotation, molecular function: magnesium ion binding; terpene synthase activity.
CCCAACAAAAUUGUAUUUCCGCUCCCUCUUUUUUCUUAGAUUUUGAUAGCUGAAUUUAUCUCUGCAAAUCAUGUUUUUCAGUGGGCAGAUUUGUGCAGACAGUUCUUAAAGGAAGCGCAAUGGAGUUGCAAUAAACAUAUACCUACUUUUGACGAGUAUCUUAAUAUGGGAUGGUUAUCAUCAUCUGGACCACUUUUACUUGUUCAUGCCUACUUUCUAAUGAAUAAAAAUAUUACAAAUGAAGAGAUAGAAUGCUUCAACGAUUACCCUGCUCUCUUACGCUACCCAUCCACAAUUUUUCGCCUUUGCAAUGAUUUAAGUUCCUCAAAGGCCGAGAUUGAGAGAGGUGAAACUGCCAAUGCAAUUUCAUGUUACAUGCAUGAAAAAAGUGUUUCUGAGGAAGUUGCCCGUGAAUACAUUAAGAGUUUGAUAGAUGAGAAUUGGAAGAUGAUAAAUAAAGAAUUGGUUUCAAAUUCCAUUUUCAGCAAGUCCUUUAUUGAAAUAGCCAUAAACCUUGCUCAAAUAGCGCAAUGUCACUACCAGUAUGGCAACGCUCACAGUGAUCCAAAUGACAUAACGAGAAACCGAGUUUUGUCAGUUAUUAUUGAGCCCAUUCAAUUGACACAGCCAUAUAGGAACUUAAAACUGUCCGUAAAUUAAGAGAAAAGAUUGUUAACUUAAAGAAGUGUAACUAGUUUAUAUAUUAUAAGGUUCAUAAGGAUGAUUAUUGAACAGAGGUGGUAGAUAAAGUGAUAAGGACGUAGCUGGUUCAACCCUCACCGAGAGGAUGCUACUUGCUGAGUUAUACUCAAGUCGAGGGUGGGUAUUAAUCAAUUUGCUUCAAAACGACUUCAUGUUACAAAAUCUGUAUUGAACUUUUUGUAAGUAAAAGUGUUCUCUUGUUGGGAAUAUAUACAAAUACUAUAAUGAAUAUUGAUUAUAAUGA